GAAGCAGUUGGAGCGUCGGUACUCGGAGCGCUCGCUGCUCCGGCUCUUCUUUCCCAACAACUCGGCCUUCCUCAGGCUGUCAUGGCCGCCCAGGUUCCAGGUGUCAUCACAGGUGUGACCCCAAUUCGACCUGGCCUGCCUCAGGUAGGGCUGGUGACCCCAGUGCUGGCCACGUCCCCAUCUGCAGCAGCCUUACUUGGAGCAGAGCACAAGAAGAAAGAGGAGGCGGAGCUUCAGCAGGAGGUGCAGCAGGAUGGAGCCACGGAGCCGCUGAGCGAGCAGGAGCACAUGAGCAUCAGCGGCAGCAGCGCCCGGCACAUGGUGAUGAGGAAGUUGCUCCGAAAACAGCAGUCCACCGUCAUGGUUCUGAGGAACAUGGUCGGACCCGACGACAUCGACGACGACCUGGAGGGCGAGGUGACCGAGGAGUGUGGGAAGUUCGGCCGUGUGAAGAGGGUCAUCAUCUACCAGGAGCGUCAGGGCGAGGAGGACGACGCUGACGUCAUCGUCAAGAUCUUCGUGGAGUUCUCCGAGGCGGCCGAGAUGGACCGGGCCAUCCAGGCGCUCAACAACCGCUGGUUCGGAGGGAGGAAGGUGCUGGCCCAGGUCUACGACCAGGAGCGCUUCGACACCAGCGACCUGUCCGCAUAGGACUCGGGGGAACCGGAGCCGGACUCGGGGGAACCGAAGCCAGACUCGGGGGAACCGGAGCCGGACUCAGGGGAACCGGAGCCGGACUCAGGGGAACCGGAGCCGGACUCGGGGGAACCGGAGCCAGACUCGGAGGUACCGGAGCCGGACUCGGAGGUACCGGAGCCGGACUCGGGGGAACCAGAGCCGGACUCGGGGGAACCGAA
Molecule: messenger RNA, 857 nt
Organism: Austrofundulus limnaeus
Lineage: Eukaryota; Metazoa; Chordata; Actinopteri; Cyprinodontiformes; Rivulidae
Product: poly(U)-binding-splicing factor PUF60
Biological process (GO): mRNA splice site recognition; regulation of alternative mRNA splicing, via spliceosome; alternative mRNA splicing, via spliceosome
Cellular component (GO): precatalytic spliceosome; catalytic step 2 spliceosome
Molecular function (GO): RNA binding
Source: RefSeq, a predicted model, not a curated record